Pelobates fuscus (common spadefoot toad) is the source of this 3749-nucleotide messenger RNA. It is a transcript of the gene SMAD3, whose product is annotated as SMAD family member 3. The transcript is spliced from 9 exons. Lineage: Eukaryota; Metazoa; Chordata; Amphibia; Anura; Pelobatidae. Gene Ontology annotation, molecular function: RNA polymerase II cis-regulatory region sequence-specific DNA binding; DNA-binding transcription factor activity, RNA polymerase II-specific; I-SMAD binding. The coding region runs from base 267 to 1544 and encodes 425 amino acids. Gene Ontology annotation, cellular component: heteromeric SMAD protein complex. The record is from RefSeq and is a predicted model, not a curated record. Gene Ontology annotation, biological process: cell differentiation; positive regulation of transcription by RNA polymerase II; anatomical structure morphogenesis.
UGAAAAAGUUAGAUGCUAAAAGAGAGAGUGAAAUAAUUAAAGAGCGAGAGAGACAGAGGGGGAGUGAGAAGGAGAGAGAGUGCUGUGAGAGGAGGGGGGUCAGGAAGAGAGUGCAGCCUGAGUGGAGAGAGGGUCAGGGAGCACAGUGACAGCAGAAAUAAAGUGCGACUGUGAGAGUGAGUGACAAGAAGUGUGAGUGUGCACUCCCAGCCACUGUCCCCACUUCACCCAGUGCUGGGCUAUCAGUGUCUCUUGUGGGGGCUGCCAUGUCCUCCAUCCUACCCUUUACUCCCCCCAUAGUCAAGAGGCUGCUGGGCUGGAAGAAGGGAGAGCAGAAUGGGCAGGAGGAGAAGUGGUGUGAGAAGGCAGUGAAAAGCCUGGUGAAAAAGCUGAAGAAGACUGGACAGCUGGACGAACUGGAGAAAGCCCUGACCACCCAGAGCAUCAGCACCAAGUGCAUCACCAUCCCCAGAUCUCUGGACGGAAGGCUUCAGGUGUCUCAUCGAAAAGGUUUGCCCCAUGUUAUAUACUGCCGACUCUGGAGGUGGCCAGAUUUGCACAGUCACCACGAACUACGAGCCAUGGAGAUGUGUGAAUAUGCAUUCAACAUGAAGAAGGAUGAAGUUUGUGUUAAUCCGUAUCAUUAUCAGAGAGUGGAGACACCAGUUCUUCCACCAGUGUUGGUCCCAAGACACACUGAUAUUCCUGCAGAAUUUCCUCCUCUUGACGAUUACAGUCAUUCCAUCCCUGAGAACACCAAUUUCCCAGCAGGCAUUGAGCCACAGAUAAACUACAUUGCAGAAACCCCUCCUCCAGGUUAUUUAAGCGAAGAUGGGGAAACCAGUGACCAAAUGAAUCAUUCCAUAGACACAGGAUCACCGAAUAUGUCUCCAAACUCAAUGUCCCCAGCACACAGUAACAUGGAUCUGCAGCCAGUGACAUACUGUGAGCCAGCCUUCUGGUGCUCCAUUUCCUACUAUGAACUUAACCAGCGAGUAGGUGAGACAUUUCAUGCCUCUCAGCCCUCCAUGACAGUGGACGGAUUUACAGACCCUUCAAACUCUGAGCGUUUCUGUCUGGGGCUGCUCUCCAAUGUCAAUCGAAAUGCUGCUGUGGAGCUGACCCGACGGCACAUUGGCAGAGGAGUGCGUCUAUAUUAUAUUGGAGGCGAAGUGUUUGCUGAAUGCCUUAGUGACAGUGCAAUAUUUGUACAAUCUCCAAACUGCAACCAGCGCUAUGGCUGGCAUCCAGCUACCGUCUGCAAGAUACCACCAGGUUGUAACCUGAAGAUAUUCAAUAACCAGGAGUUUGCAGCACUUCUUGCUCAAUCUGUUAACCAGGGAUUUGAGGCAGUUUAUCAACUGACCAGGAUGUGCACUAUACGCAUGAGUUUUGUCAAGGGAUGGGGAGCGGAAUACAGGCGUCAGACUGUGACAAGCACCCCCUGCUGGAUUGAGUUGCACCUGAAUGGUCCCCUGCAGUGGCUAGAUAAAGUUCUAACACAAAUGGGUUCGCCAAACAUUCGCUGCUCCAGUGUCUCCUAGAGAGAAAUAUCCAGGUCUUGAGAUCACUUCCUACCAAUAUUGAGUUUCUGAACUAAACCAGCCUAGCUCAGUCCGGUCUACAGUUGGACACACUUUCCCUGAACAAAUGUUGCAAAUACUUCGUAGAGCACUUACAUGAUGUAGCAGAGGAGAUCUUGAUGGAACUACAAGUCAAUAAAAUGAAAUGCUAUCCAAUAGAGAAGAAAAAAAAGAAGACUCUCUUGAUCUGGAACCUCAGAGCAUUUGCUCAUCAUGGUUGCCCCCGGUUGUUUGGAUAUAGCAUACAUCUACUAGGCAACCUUACCAAGGUUCUACCUAAAGCCAAGAAGUCCAACAUUACAGUUAAAGUAAACUGUAUUGAUUAGUGGGACAUUGCAACGGUAUGAAGCAUCUCUGCCAAUACAGGGAUUCCAUUUUUUUGUUUUUUACUACAGACUCUAUGGAUGUACUAAUUAAAUGCUAAAGACUGAUGUGAGUGGACUUCUUGCAUAUAAAUACUUACAUCUAGAAGUAUUCAAGUUCUUACCUUUCAAAUUGGGCGUAUGACCAUACAUUCAAGACAAAGAGAGAUGCAGAUUGCUCAGUGCUCUGUCUCUUAAAGGGUUAUAUUUUGCUGUAUGGCGUAUGGAUCCACUGUGGGGGUUGGCAGUUUCUAUUUAGGUAACAAUCCCACUGUAUUCUCCACAUCUCUGUAAACACUGCCAUAAUGCACAGUAUGGAAGUGGAUUUUCUUUUGUUUACACGUUGUAGCCAAAUCUGUCAUGUAGCUGUCUCACAUCUAUUUUUGUUCCAGGUUUACAGACUGGUAUAAUAUAGGUAAUCGCACAGGUGGAAGCCCCAACUUCAUGGGAUAUAGAUAUGGGACCUCAAGCUAAAUUGUCAUACAGCAUUAUUGCAUAUGAAAAUGGGCUGGGGUGGAGUAGCAUCUACUUUGGUUCAGGUGCAGUUAAAUCUGCUUUUUAAUAGUACAAGAAUUUCCAAAAGAACUGGAAUAAGGACAAGUACAUUUAACACAAGCACAUUCUGUGUUCUCUCUUACUGUCCUUCACAUGUACAUCUCAGUAAGUUCAAAUAAGCCGUUUCAGGGACGUAAAGCCUCAAACUCUAGAAAUGGCCGAGCACCAAAUUACCUACCUAGCUCUGCUUUAUUUAACCCCUUAUGUGCAGUACUGGCCGUCAAGAGUACAAAUCACACAACAGGAGAGAAUUGAAACAACCUGGAAAUGUUUGUAUUUUUUUUUUUAAACCUAUCCGAGCGGCACAAUAGUUUACCCAUAGUGACCCCAUCCCAAAUCAAUUCUGCAUCAGUUUUUUUUAUAAAUUGCAAACAUAGAUAUUCUCUGCUGUGUACAUAUCUUCACAGAGAUUAUCUCUAUAGAUCUGCAAUAAUACAGGAUAAAGAUCUUUAAAUAGCCCUUCAAUGCCAGCUCUCAUACACUAGGCUCCAUGGAGCCGUAUUAUAUAGUUUAAAAGUCUUAUGUACUCCAUUGGAUGUGUAGGCAUCCUAUCCUAUUGAGCAUUAGUCACUAAAUAGGGAAGUGACAACAGUGUUUAUGCCAAGUAUCUGGGAUGGAGAAUAUUGCAACUCUGUUGUCAAAUCAAGAUAUGUAUUCAUCAUUGAAAAAGCCUGUUCUGUAGCAUAAAUGUAACACCUUUAACCCCCCCUCCCCCUCCAUAUGUAACAAAUUAUAAGCUUAUGCUUUUUUAUUUUAGUUGCAUUUCUUUUUUUAUUAUGUCUUUUAUGUAUCUUGUAUGUUAGUAUUGUCUUUCUUAGUGAUGCAUCAGUCUUUGGUAUUUGUGCCUGUGCUCGUGUUAUGUUCUGAUCUUAUGUGUGUUUGCCUUGUCCAGAUUUAUACACCGUUACACUCUUUGCUAACAGGUUGAAGCAGACACUCCUAUCAAAGUACCAAAUAAAACGAGAAGUAUAAAAUACUGUUUCCAAUAGUAUUCAGGUUAUACAUAAAAUAAUUUACUCUUACUGUGUCAACUCAUAUUUCUUUUAUUUCUUGUUUAUGAUUGUGAAUGUAAAUAAAUCUUUAUCACUCCUUUUCAAACAGUUUACUUUAAUCUUAUGAGGUCGCAAAUUCAAGCAAAAUGGCCCUACCAGACGUAUUUACCAUUGUCGCUGUGCUGUUCAUAAAAAGUAUUUUUAAAACAAAAAAAUGUGUUUUAGCUACAUUUUUGUAAUCAUUUCAAAACAGUUUA